Molecule: messenger RNA, 1047 nt
Organism: Cuscuta campestris
Lineage: Eukaryota; Viridiplantae; Streptophyta; Magnoliopsida; Solanales; Convolvulaceae
Source: the annotation of a GenBank genome assembly
AUUUUUAAUUUUGGAUAGAAUGGCGAUCGAUGGACGUCGUGCUUAUGAUGCUGACAAUUUCGGUAAACUGCGCCCAGAUGACUUCUCGUACAUGUUAGAUAGUGCUCCAUAAUGCCUUUCGCUGUUGUCUCCUUCAGCAUGUUGAACGCAACGUUCUUGGCCAACGAGAGUCGGAUCAAGGAUAUUGCUUUUUGAUAGGGGUGGGUUCAGUUUUGGCUGUUCUGUUUUCACCCAAAACCAAAGACAAAGCAGAACGUAAAUUGGCGGUUAAGUUCGGUUUUGCAUAGAAAAUAUGUAAACCAUUCGUAAUUCGGGAUUGACUCUAGUGAGAUGACACUUUAAGGUGAGAUGACAAGUUACGUGUUCAACUUUGCAACCGGAUUCCAUGAUGUAGCAAAAGUGACAAAGAGUAAAAGUGUUGUCAACACCAACAAGAAGUUCAAGGUCAAGCCCAACAACACCACCACUUCCAAGCCCAACCCCAAAAUCAAGCUCGUCUCCAGCUCCAAUCACAAUAGGAAGCCCAAAGUCAAGCCCAACUCCAACAAAGAGUCUGAGCCCAACCCCAACUCAAGCUCUGAGUCCAGCAUCGUCAAGCCCAACACCAACACCUAAUUCUUUGAAAACUCCAACUCCUGGCCCUAGCGGAGUCAGUGUGGGCCCACCUGCAGUGGCCAGCUCGCCCGGAGCUUCUCCAUCACCCAAUGGAACACCUAAUGAUGUGUCACCUCCGGUGUCUCCUAGCUCUGCUCCCAUAAGAGUUGUCACCACUUUGUUUGCUCUGGCUAUACCUAUUAUUGCCAUUGGUGUCAUUUAUUGAAUUAAAUAAGGCAAUCAAAAGGAAUUUUACCUUGUCAACGUCUGGAAUUCAGUUGAGUUGAACAAAGCUCUCAUAAAACGGAAUCAUCAUUGGACGAGUGAUUGAUGUAUUAGGCCAGUUGACACCAAGAUACUUCAACUUUCCAGUAUCACGGUCAAACACCACUAGCUCAUCUGUCAGGCUUGUAAAAUACAAUAGCUUACCGUCCAGCGAAAACCACAACGGCU